Messenger RNA from Bombyx mandarina (wild silkworm), 1405 nucleotides. RefSeq names its product nuclear speckle splicing regulatory protein 1. The record is from RefSeq and is a predicted model, not a curated record. Gene Ontology annotation, biological process: regulation of alternative mRNA splicing, via spliceosome. NCBI's taxonomy places the organism in Eukaryota, Metazoa, Arthropoda, Insecta, Lepidoptera, Bombycidae.
CACAGUAAACGUCAGUUGACUUCGUCUAAUAAAAAAUCCGGCUAUAGUUUAUAAAACAAACAUAUUUCUAUUCCCAAUUCCCAAUAGUAACAGCACUAACAACUCUAGGCACCAAGCAGUUACAGUAAAUUCAUAAUAAAUAAAGAAUACAUAAACCGAGUUAAAUAAUAUAUUAUUACUAUGAAUUCCAAAGAUUGACAGAGCAGAAAUGGCAUCAAAAAAAUAUGGUUUGAUUGUACCUGAGAAGGGGGGUAAGCAGCUCAACACACUUAAAUUCCAAGCAUCUCGUAACGUUUUUGGCAAUGAGUCUGAUUCUGAUGAUGACACAAAGAAAAAGACACACUUAUUGCGGCCUAGUGACAAUAUUAAUAGACAGGCCAAGAUUUCCCAAGAGAAAGCAUUGUUAGAAGAUCCCACUGUUUAUCAAUAUGAUGAAAUAUAUGACGAAGUUAAAAGUAAAAAAGAAAAAGUAAAGAUAAAAGAAGAAAGGAAGCCAAAAUAUAUCGAAAAUUUGAUCAAAACAGCCAAUAAGAGAAAAUUAGAAAAUGAACGCAGAGUUGAAAGACAGAUACAAAAGGAAAGAGAAAAGGAGGGGGAUGAAUUUAAAGAUAAAGAAGUAUUUGUUACUUCUGCUUAUAAGAAGAAAUUGGAGGAAAUGAAGAUAGAAGAAGAAAAAGAAAAAAGGGAAGAAUAUCUUGAAAGCAUAGGAGAUGUCACUAAGCAACAUGAUUUGGGUGGUUUUUAUCGUCAUUUAUAUGAGCAAAAACUAGGAAAUCCUGACAACAAGGAGUGUAAAAGUACUGAGACAAUGGAGAAAAUGCAUACAAAUAACCCAUCAACUUAUAAAGAUCCAACAGAAACACUAAAGAAAAGAAACUAUCGGAAAAGAGAAGUUACCAAUGAUAAUGCAUUAUUAUCUGAUGGGGAAAUUGAAGAUUCUGAUGAAGAAGUAAAUCGUGUUAAUCUUGAACAAAUGAGAAAAAUAAAACGAUUAAAGAAAGAUAAUGAGAAUAUUGAUGCUGACUCUGAUUUUUCAAUUGAUGAUCCUAGUGAUGAAGAAAAUGAAAAAGAUCCAAAAACUAAAAAGUCCACAAAAGGUGAAGUUAAUAAGUCUGAAACGGAUGCUGAAUUUGACAAACAACCAAAAACUGAAACAAUAAAAUUAGAAACACAAAAUAAAAACAAUAAGAAAAAGAAUGCUGAAAUAGAGACAAAAGAAAAAAUUGACAUCUGGAAAAAGAGAACUGUGGGUUUGGUGUUUGAAGAGGCACUCAAACGAUAUUACGACAGAAAAGCUGCAAGAGGACACUAGUAUAUAUCGCAAAAAUAGAAUGCCACAAUAUUAAAAGUAACAAAAAAAAACUGGUUGAUAAUAAAAUAAAUCAUUUUAUUAUUAUUACUAAAA